Messenger RNA from Chelonus insularis, 1849 nucleotides. RefSeq lists its product as uncharacterized. The record is from RefSeq and is a predicted model, not a curated record. NCBI's taxonomy places the organism in Eukaryota, Metazoa, Arthropoda, Insecta, Hymenoptera, Braconidae. The coding region runs from base 292 to 1356 and encodes 354 amino acids. The transcript is spliced from 3 exons.
CCACAGUACGUCAAAGAGAGGAGCUCUCAUAAAAUAAAUUAACAGGAACUCUUUUUUAUCUUACUAGUGAUUACAUUAUUUAACGACGUGACUUAUUUUUAAAAAAUUUCAUUUCAUUUUCAUUCCAUUCAGAAGAAUUAUCAUUUCUCGUUGAAUCCUUGAAAACGAAAGGUGUCUGUCUAUGCAUAGAUUUAUCUACUUGAGUGCUAUUUUGAUAUUUUCUCUCGGACGGGCGCGAAAAGCGUGACACGGUUGCUAGGACAAAUCGAAGAUUGUACCAAAAGUGAAACUAUGAAAGUUCAUCUGAUAUUGACGGUGGCUUUUUUAGCUACUCUCCAUGCUGUCAUGGGAUAUCCGCAGCAUCUGAUCGUAUCACCAGACACUGGAGCUGUGGUACCUGGUAGUGAUGCUGAUCAUGAAGACCUUGAAGCAGCAGCAUCAGAAACUGGUGUGAACAAAGAGUACGAAGAAGAUGAUGAUACCGACAUGUUUAUGGAGCCAGAUGGUGCUGAAACAACAAAUGUACAAGUGAAAAAAAAUGCAGAAGUUAAAACAGAAAGCACAGUUGUUCCAACCAAGGAAGAGACCAGGAUGACUGUGAGUGUCUCCAGCAAACCAGCCAAGAAGGAAGAGGAAGAAGAGGAGGCAAGUGUUGAAGAGGAUAAGAGUUUGGAGCAAGAAAGUCAGAACUUUUUCCCAUCAUUUGCUGAACUGAUAGCCAAUCAUAGAUUAUUGUACAACGACCAACAACAACGGUACAGGCCUAAUCGAUUCCUAGGAGGUUAUUUCCAACGGGAUCGUAGUGCUCCAUACCAAGCAGCAUCAUCAUCAACCAAGGAUACUCAACAUUCUUUACUUGGCUCUGGUAAUUUCGGGGUUAUCCGAGGUGGCACCUACUAUUCAGAAGAUAAAGAAAGUGAAAGUGAUUAUUCCAUUGAUGAUUCAAGUAUUUACAAUCCAUAUUAUUCAGCAAGUGUUGGCAGGGCUCGUGCUAAUAAUUACUACAAAAAUCCUAAACCACAAUCAAUUCGUAGUAAUGCUGAUUUCUUUGCUAAUUUCCGUGAUUUUGCAGACAUCACAGCACCACCCAAGUCCAGCUUCUCCCAUCUCUCCAUUGUCUAUGCCAACAGAAAUAGCACCAAGGAAGCUGCUACCGAGCCAAGGAAUAUCAUUGAGACCUUGAGGAUGUUAGAACAGCAAGAAGAUGAUGGCUUUAUGGAUCUUACCACAACCACAGAGAUCCCAGAGAAGAAAUUAAGCAAAGGAAAGAGAAAAUUAUUGAAGAUGAAGAAGUAUCAUGAAGAUAAGACCAGGAAAUUUCGUAUUAAUGCUGAACCCUUGCUUGCUUUGAGUUGAAUAUGUUUCAUUUUAAAAUGUAAGAAAAUCAUGUAACCUUUAUAAACAUAAAAUGUCAUAUGAAAGUGUGCUAUGUUGUAUCGAGUGCAGUGUGAGAGUGCUUAGGGACAAAUAAUUCCCAGCUGUCAAAUCUGGCCUCGAGAAAUAUCAGAACCAAAGUUGAAAAUGGUAUUUUUUCGGACGUGUAUGUUUAAGAGCACCUCGAAGAUAUGUAUUAAAUUAAUACUUAAUUCGUUCAUCCAUGCAUGUUGUUAGUCUUAAUAACAAUUUGCACGACUUGAUAUUUUGUAAAAAAAAAAAAAAUCAUUCAACCUUAUUUGUACUAUAUAGUUCCAUGAGAUAAAAUAAUUAUUACUCAUUUCCUAUGCAUAAUAGUCUAGAUAUUUUUCGCUAAAGGAUAAAAUUUAAAACUGUUUUACAGUUACAUACUAUUUAUAAGUCAUUGAUAAAUGUGUGUUUUAUACUCAUGACGUUAAAAUUGACAACAUUUAAA